Molecule: messenger RNA, 1848 nt
Organism: Clonostachys byssicola
Lineage: Eukaryota; Fungi; Ascomycota; Sordariomycetes; Hypocreales; Bionectriaceae
Source: the annotation of a GenBank genome assembly
AUGGACAGCUGGCUUCUUUCCAGGGUAUAUGAGGAUGAACUGAGCGGAGAUUCAGUACGUCUUGUGGUGUUGGAACCUGGUAAUAAGGACGAUCCUUUACACUGCACCCUAAAAACGACUUCCUUAGCCGCCGCUGCAGAUAAAUAUGAAGCAAUCUCCUACGCGUGGGGAGAUCAGAACAAUCUCGUCGACAUCCAAUGUAAUAAUGUAACCCUUGGCGUUACAGCGAACCUAGCGAGCGCUCUCGGCCAACUCCGAUACAGAGAUAAACCAAGGCAACUCUGGGCAGACGCCAUUUGUAUUAAUCAACAAGAUGUCGAGGAGCGGAACCAACAGGUGCAGAAGAUGGGCCACGUGUACGAAGGUGCUAAGAGCGUACUUGUCUGUCUCGGGCAAGACACUACCAACGUGGCAGAAGAUUGCUUUGAAUUAAUAUGUCAAACGAACAACUACCUUGGGAAACUCUUGCGGAGAUACGGUCACUGGGGAAACCUCCCAUUUCUCGGCAACUCUACCAUAAUUGAGAAUGAUCCUGCGCGGUGGGAGAAGCUCAGAAUGCUGUCCACACUCCCAUGGUUCCGCAGGCUAUGGGUCGUGCAAGAGACGGGAAUGGCGAAACGGUGCAUCCUUCAUUGGGGAGAGUCCAAGAUGCCAUAUGCGGAAUACGUAGAGCUGCAGUUGUGGCUCGCAAUGCGACCAGAUAUAAGAAGUCGAUCCGGGCCCGUCAACGAUGUUGCCUCGGCAGAAUGUUUCGAAUACGUGCAGUGUCGGUUCCGCAACAUCCAAACAUGGCGACGAAGUAAGCCGUUGGCGGCAUACCGAGCAAAUGCGAUCCGCAAUAUCCCAACAGCGUUUGUCAACGUCCUCGCUGCCGGGAGAAGAUUAAAGGCCACGGACCCUAGAGAUUAUGUCUAUGGCUUCCUAGGAAAUCCGCUAGCAAUAUCAGACUACGGUCAAAUGAUUAUCACGCCAGACUAUAACAAGUCCUGGCAAGACGUCUAUUUCCAGACUGCCUGCACUUUGCUUGGGCAACCUCGCGAGGCACCUUAUGUCUUAUCUCACACCCAUCAUAUCUCGGGAGAUGAAAUACAUGCUUCUAAUGAUCUUCCUUCCUGGGUGCCUCGCUGGGGUCAGGAUUCUUCCCCGGCUCCUCUCGGCAACCCACAAUUCUGGUUCUCUGCCGGUGGUCCUCAAUCGACCCUCCAGAUUGAAGUAAACGCCUCGAAGUCGCUCUCUGUACGUGCCCUGAUAUUUGAUGAGGCAUCAUGGGUGUCACAGCCUAUGCUUGACUACAACCUAUCGCUUGACCGAACUGAAUGGGACACUACAUUCUCUUCCAACAAAGUUCCAUUCAUUGACGUUCUUUAUGAGGAAGUGAGCGAUAACUGGCCAUAUUCCGAGAAGAAACUGCUCAAUCAAUUUCCAUCCGUCUUGGCUGUAGGGUUUGCACCAUGGCAGCUCAGUGACCCUUCAGAGAUGACAAGAACCCGAGAGUACUAUGAGGACUACCUGGAUAUCGUCCGACGUGCUGCAGCGUUAGAUUCAGGGCUACCGAACCCAAAUGACCAUUACGAAGGGCUAGAUUACGCAUUUCAUCUCAAGCAUGCUCAUAACAGGCGACUCUUUCGUACAAGCUCUGGCAAAUUAGGCCUGGGACCAUUAGCUACACAGCAUGGCGAUGUGUGCUGCUUAUUUGCGGGUGUAUCAGUUCCUUUCAUAUUGCGACCAGCAAGACAAGGCGGAUAUUAUCUUGUGGGCGAGUGUUAUAUUGAUGGCUUUAUGAAGUGGGAGCUUCUUUCAUUACCUUGUGGUAGAAGUGAUGAUUGGGAACUCUUGACAAUUUGGUGA